UGCAAGAAAUAUUGUUCUUUUCAGCACAGGAUUCUCGCUGACAGACUUGCCAAAAUAUAGACAUUGGGCAAGCUCUUUCAUAAAAAAAAAAAAAUAUCCAAGAAGAAGUCGUGAACACCAUGAAUGAAGACCAGUGCCAAGAAUUGAAGACAGUUACUGGAGAGAACGAACAUUAUAUUUGUAAGCACUGCCCUGAGAUAUUUACUAAUGAACAUAAUUGUAUUGCUCAUGAAAAAAUUCACAAUGGAGAGAGACCAUACAAAUGUCAGUAUUGUGAGAAGACAUUUAUUAAAAAACAAACUUGUAUACAUCAUGAGAGAAUUCACACAGGAGAGAAGCCAUAUAAAUGCCAGUACUGUAAUAAGACAUUUACUCUAAAACAGAAUUGCAUUUAUCAUGAAAGAAUUCACACUGGAGAGAAACCAUACAAAUGUCAGUACUGUAAUAAGUCAUUUAGUUAUAAAAAGAGUUGCACUCGUCAUGAAACAAUUCACACUGGAGAGAAACCAUACAAAUGCCAGUAUUGUGAUAAGACAUUUACUGGAAAAGACGGUUGCAUUUAUCAUGAAAGAAAUCACACUGGAGAGAAACCAUACCAAUGUCAAUACUGUAAUAAGACAUUUAAUAGUAAACAGGCUUCCAUUAAUCAUGAAAGAGGUCACACUGGAGAGAAACCAUACAAAUGUCAGUACUGUAAUAAGAAGUUUACUAAUAAACAUGGUUGCAUUUGUCAUGAAAGAAUUCACACUGGAGAAAAACCAUAUGAAUGCCAGUAUUGUGGUGAGAGAUUCAUUCGCAAAGAGAGUUACAUUGUUCAUGAAAGAAUUCACACUGGAGAAAAACCAUACAAAUGUCAAUACUGUGAUAAGACAUUUACUAGCAGAAGUUGCACUCGUCAUGAAACAAUUCACACUGGAGAGAAACCAUACAAAUGCCAGUAUUGUGAUAAGACAUUUACUGGAAAAGACGGUUGCAUUUAUCAUGAAAGAAAUCACACUGGAGAGAAGCCAUACCAAUGUCAAUACUGUAAUAAGACAUUUAAUAGUAAACAGGCUUCCAUUAAUCAUGAAAGAGGUCACACUGGAGAGAAACCAUACAAAUGUCAGUACUGUAAUAAGACAUUCACUAAUAAACAUGGUUGCAUUUGUCAUGAAAGAAUUCACACUGGAGAAAAACCAUACGAAUGCCAGUAUUGUGAUGAGAGAUUCAUUCGCAAAGUGAGUUACAUUGUUCAUGAAAGAAUUCACACUGGAGAAAAACCAUACGAAUGUCAGUACUGUGAUAAGGCAUUUACUAGCAGACAGAAUUGCUUUCUUCAUGAAAAAAUCCACACUGGUAUAAAACCAUACAAAUGUCAGUACUGUACUAAAACAUUUAUUCAAAGACGGACAUGCACACUUCAUGAAAGAACUCACACAGGAGAGAAAACAUACAAAUGCCAGUAUUGUGAGAAGGCAUUUAUUCAAAAAUGGACUUGCGACUAUCAUGAAAGAAUUCAUACCCGAAAGAGACCAUACAAAUGCCAGUUUUGUGAUGAGACAUUUUCUCGUAAACACUUUUGUGCUGUUCACGAAAGAACUCACAUUGUUAAGAAUCCCUUUAUGUGUCAGUACUGCGGUAAGACAUUUACUAAAAAAAAGUGUUGCAUUGUUCAUGAAAGAACCCGCCAUGAAAAGUCUGAUAAACCACACAAGUGUUCAUUUUGUUACAAGAUAUUUGUCAGCAGAGGUGAAUGUGAUCUACAUGAAAAAAAGCACACUAAUGUGUCGUCUGGUCAAAAAGCAGAUGAGCAGUGUGCUACAGAAGUUGAUGGUGAAAAUGUAGCCUGUCCUGACGGUGAUGGGGUAUCACAUAAACUGACCAAUAAAGAAAAUGGGGAUUAUCAUCCAACAAGGGAGCAACCAUAUCCUGUUGAUCAUGGUAAAAAUAUAGUCUCUCCUGACAGUGAUGGGGUAUCACACAAACUGACCAAAAAGGAAAAUGAUGAUUAUCAUCCAACAAGGAAGCAACCAUAUCCAGUUGAUCAUGGUAAAAAUAUAGUCUCUCCUGAUGGUGAUGGGGUAUCACACAAACUGACCAAAAAGGAAAAUGAUGAUUAUCAUCCAACAAGGAAGCAACCAUAUCCAGUUGCUUUGUUUAAAAAUGCAUUUGCUUAAAGUCAGUAUUAAAAUGUGGAUAUUAUGAUGUACAAUUUGAAAGUGACAAUGUAUUUAGGCACCUAAUACUCAAUAAAUAAUAAUUAAAAAAUAUUGGUUACAGAUCAAGGACUUGCAAUCUACUAUGCAACAAUUAAGUGUCUGUGGGUGCCUGUAAAAUGGGAAAAUGUUUUAGCCCAAAUUUGGUCUGCUGAGUUACAAACUCAUUGGCUCCUAUAAAUUGAGCUGUUCUCUAACUACAGGGGUCUCUACUGCUUGAUACAAAAUUGCUGUCAAAUCUCUUAUUCACUUUCACAGUAUAUGUAACUAAGACCCCAUUCCCAGAGAUUAGAUCGAUCCAACUAGAUCGACCUAACUCCCUGGGGGUUCACGCUAAAUAGCUGUCAUGGGAUUUUACAAGCAAAUUUCAAAACUUUGGAAAAAAAUAAAAUGAUUAUAGAUAUAAAGAAACAUCCUCCGAAAUAAAGAUUGAAAAAGUCAUGACCUAGUAUUAUUUCAUGCUAUUUGAAGUGAUAACACCACAAAUUAAAGAAAUUUUUGUUGUUGUGUGUGUGUGAAACUGGUGCCUGAAGACGGCAUGG
Messenger RNA from Lingula anatina, 2737 nucleotides. RefSeq lists its product as uncharacterized. Gene Ontology annotation, molecular function: DNA-binding transcription factor activity, RNA polymerase II-specific. Gene Ontology annotation, biological process: regulation of transcription by RNA polymerase II. Gene Ontology annotation, cellular component: nucleus. The record is from RefSeq and is a predicted model, not a curated record. NCBI's taxonomy places the organism in Eukaryota, Metazoa, Brachiopoda, Lingulata, Lingulida, Lingulidae.